CGCCAUCAUGGCAGCACCAGGAAGCACGGCCAAUGGGGUGCUUGUGUUCAUGCCCCCAAACAGCGCUGGCAUCAUCCACCAAGGCCAGGGGGUCUCUGGUGCCAUUUCCCAGACUCCUGAGAUGGUGCAAUGUGGGCCUCAGCAGUUCAGGAUCAUGAACCCUGGGAACCAACCUCUUGGGUCAGUGUACCCUGGGAGUCCCGCUGAACAGGUCACACAGCUGAGGCAAAUGGGGAUGACGGAGAGAUUCCUCAAAGCACAGUCUAAGACCCUGGGGGCCAUCCAGAUCCUGAUUGGGCUGAUGCACAUUGGCUUUGGGGGUCUCUCUGCAGCUUUCAUCCAAACCUACAUUCCCAUCUCUUUUAUGGGAGGGUACCCCUUCUGGGGAGGACUUUCUUUCGUCAUUUCUGGAUCCCUCUCCAUUGCAGCUGAGAAUCAUCAAAAUACCUGUCCAGUGAGAGGCAGCCUGGGAAUGAACAUCAUUAGCGCCAUCUUCUCAGCCAUUGGGAUCAUUCUCUUUCUAACAGAGCUGAUUAUUAAUGCAAAUUACAGCUCUUCUGGGUUGCAUCCUCUGUGGUUUUGUGCUCUCCAGGUUGCCGCGAAGGGGAUCGCAGUCUUGCUGCUCUUGUUCACCAUCCUGGAGUUCUCCAUCGCUGUCUCAACCUCGUACUUUGCGUGCCUAGCCAUCUGCUAUACCCCUAACACCGCCAUGUUGUUCAGGCCAUAUGUUGCCAAUGCAAACUUUGGGGUUCCUUCUGCACAAAUGGCCUCUCCAGCACCUCCCACCAAUGUGGCUUAGACCCCAAAGACAAGACUGAGUAAUGGGCUUCAUAACGAACUCCUACGAGAGAUUGCUCCACCAGUGGCUCCUAUUGAGAAGUAAAAUCAAAUUUAAAUGAAUUACACAAAGUUCUAUAUUAAUAUGCCUAGUAAGGAAUCUAUUUGUCAAACA
Chrysemys picta bellii (western painted turtle) is the source of this 952-nucleotide messenger RNA. The record is from RefSeq and is a predicted model, not a curated record. NCBI's taxonomy places the organism in Eukaryota, Metazoa, Chordata, Testudines, Emydidae.